Molecule: messenger RNA, 2601 nt
Organism: Stegostoma tigrinum
Lineage: Eukaryota; Metazoa; Chordata; Chondrichthyes; Orectolobiformes; Stegostomatidae
Gene: slc30a1a
Product: solute carrier family 30 member 1a
Exons: 2
Coding region: 306-1838 (510 amino acids)
Biological process (GO): intracellular zinc ion homeostasis; zinc ion transmembrane transport; detoxification of zinc ion
Cellular component (GO): endoplasmic reticulum; Golgi apparatus; membrane
Molecular function (GO): zinc ion transmembrane transporter activity; calcium channel inhibitor activity
Source: RefSeq, a predicted model, not a curated record
GGUAGACAUGGGUCCGUGCUGAAAUAGAGAGAGAGAAAAAAAUACCGUGCGCAGAACGGAAAACUUGCCGGGUGCAAAAGUUUUUUUUGUAAGCGUCUGCAUAGUUACGGGUUGGGUGAAACAAUGAAAGGCUUGUUUUCCUAUUCUCGAGAACUUUCGGCUUAGCUCGCCUCCUUCUGCUCCCAGCCCCUUUUAUUUUGUUUUAAAUUCCGGCCGUUAUUUUAAACGUUAAACGGCCCUUUGUUCCUUGGAACGGUUGUGUUUUUUUUGGGUUGGCCGCUCGUUUGCUGUCAGACUGCAGAAAGAUGGACUGCGAGCCGAACCGGGCGCGCCUGAUGUGCAUGUUGUGGCUGACAUUCGGCUUCUUCGUGGUGGAGGUGGUGGUGAGCCGGCUGACCAGUUCGCUGGCCAUGCUGUCUGAUUCCUUUCACAUGCUGUCAGAUGUCAUCGCCCUAGUGGUGGCCCUCAUCGCCGUGCGAUUCGCCGCCAAAACCCAGUCGACUGCCAAGAACACGUUCGGCUGGAUCCGCGCCGAGGUGAUGGGCGCGCUAGUCAACGCCGUCUUCCUUACGGCGCUCUGCUUCACCAUCGUGCUGGAGGCCAUCGAGCGCUUCAGCGAGCCGCGGGAGAUCCAGAACGCGUUGGUGGUGACCGGAGUCGGCGCCGCCGGGCUCCUGGUCAACCUCCUGGGACUCUGCAUGUUCCACGGCAGCGGUGGUGCCGCAGGCGGAGGAACGGCCCACGGCCACUCGCACUCUCACUCGCACGUCUCCAGCUCGGAGAGCGGCAGCCAGUGGCUCCGCAAGAAGAAGAGGGCCGAAGCCGAGAAGUUGUCCGGCAACGGGACGAGCGUCCGCGACCAGGAGGAGAUCAACAUCCUAGUCAGCGGUAGCACCAUCAACGGUGUCAACCCCGACAAGCAGGAUGUAUUCGAUCUACUGAGAGACAAUAGUAUGGAAGGUCUACAGCUGAAUGGAAUUUCUGUUCUCGACGACCAUCGUGAUGAAUUUGGAGAUGUAGACAAUUCUGCAUCGCAACUGAACAUGCGUGGUGUAUUUCUCCAUGUGUUGGGAGAUGCCCUGGGCUCUGUUAUUGUGGUGGUAAAUGCUCUGAUAUUUUACUUUGUUUGGAACCCAUGUCCUGAAAAUGGCCCAUGCAUUAACGUGUGUCUACAUGAUCAUUGUGUUGAUCGAGAACAUCUAAAUGGCACACAGUCAAACAUAUCUGAAAAUAGUAAAAAUAUUCCAGAAGCUGGACCCUGUUGGGUACUGUUCUUGGAUCCUACUUUAUGCUGUAUUAUGGUAUGUAUUUUGCUCUACACCACAUAUCCUCUUCUGAAGGAAUCUGCUCUUAUUCUGUUACAAACAGUCCCUAAACAAAUAGAUAUGGAAUUAAUAAAUGAGAAGCUGCGCAACUUGGAAGGUGUACUUGCUGUACAUGAGCUUCAUGUCUGGCAGUUAGCUGGUAGUAGAAUUAUUGCAACAGCCCAUAUUAAAUGCCGGGAUCCAACUGCUUAUAUGGAUGUAGCAAAACGCAUUAAAGACUUCUUCCAUGAUGAAGGAAUCCAUGCCACAACCAUCCAACCGGAAUUUGCUUCAGUAAACUCUGAAUCACGUAUUUCCCUUUGUGAACUGCCAUGCAAGACUCAGUGUGCCUUAAAGCAGUGUUGUGGUAACGGCGAGAAGUCCUCCAGUGAUUUAAAGUUGGAAACUCCGUCCACUCAUUCUCUUGAGGUCAUCCGGGAAUCUCCUGAACAUCCCAAUAUGAGGACUCAAAGAAAUGAGACUUGCAGCAAUCCAGUGAAAAACAAAGACACACAAUAUGAAUCAGCUGUGUAAAUUUAGCCAGUCUAUUUUAAGUGAUGUGGUACUUUAUUGACAAAAUGUUGGGGUUGUCAACUGGAAUUGAUUGACACAGAGCUGAAAUAACCAUGGUGGAUAACAAAUGUUAUUGAACUUGUUCCAUGGCUCCCUGAUUUAUAUGGCACAUUCCAAAGCAAACUCGUGGACAGCUGGUCAGAAUCUACUUGAAUCUGUUAUCACAGCUUUGGAACAAGCAAUGUGGAUAGUGCAUCACUGACUGUGUCAGCAGAAAAAUGUAUUUAAUUAUUAUUAAAGGCUGUAACAGUUUUGGAAAAUUUUAGGUUUUUCUAUAAACACGUUUAUAUUAGUUUGAUGUAACAGUUUUACAUCAACAUGCAAAACUCCUUGUCUCCACCAAUUUGAGUUGCUGCUAUAUAAAACUAGGGGAGGUGAUGGAGGGUUGUGGUGUGAAAAGCAGUCCAUUAAAUCCAGAAUGUUAAAACCUAAUAAUUGGUAUUAUGUGUGGAUAAUUUUGCUUUGGUGUGGUUAAAAUGUGACCUUUUUAUCCUCUCUGGCUUAAAUUGCAUUGUUCUAAAUUAUUAGAUAGCAGAAAUGUAUUUGAUAGUGAUCUGAGUUAACUCUUGCAUCAAUUCAGUUAAUUAUAAUCGGUAUUUGUGAGUAAUGCUUCAACACUCUUGCAUUUGUCCCCCAGCCAAUAACUUGUUUCUGUCUAUUUGAGGAAUGUCCUUCUGGACCAAUGAUUUGUUUUUAAAAACAAAAAAUAUAUGUAUACAUUGAA